UUGAUCUUGUCCAAUCAAAACGGAGAAAUCCUUGACAGGCUCAGGGUUAAACAAAUUACUGAGCUCCUGCAGAAAGCUCACACCCCCUAGUGGGCGGUGCUUUAAUGGCAGCAACGCUCUCCAACAUGGAGUACAGAAAAUAGCUUGAUUCACAUCUAACACUUUUCUCUGGGGUCAUUAUUAUAUCUGGGAAUUCUUAUUUAAAGCUUCCUCGCAGAUGCCAGCCUGUUAUAAUCGCUUACCUAUAUUUAGUGAUACAGCUUGAACUUAGUAAAGUCCUCAGUCCUUGACAGCUGCGGCGCUGAUAAAGAUAAACUGCUGCAAAACUUCAAAACUCCUGUUUUCCACCAAAACGAAAGAUUCAACGGUUUCAACGGUGGGAGGACGGAGUUUAAAGGCUUCCGUCAAAGUAACAAAUAAAGUGAGCCGAGCUCCGGGGUUAUUGGGUGAAAGGUGACGUCGCGGCAGAUUGUUGACUCAUAGAAUGCACAAUGCAGCGAGUGUGUCAGCCUCUCUGGGGUCUAUGGGACUGCUACGUCUGGUUGGGGUGUCCUGGCCCUGGAGUCUGGCAGCAGGCCUAGGGGUAUAUCUGGGCACCAGAAGCUGGAAAUACUUCUACAUUGCAGCACGCACUGCCAAGAGAGACCUCAAUGGCCUUUAUGUGCUGCUGAGGGUGAAGCUGGCUUUGUGGCGUUACAUGCGCAGUAGAAGCAAUAUUCCUUCCAUUUUCACCCAGACAGUAAAACUCCACCCAAAUAAACCAGCACUGAUCUAUGAAGCCACAGGGGAAACAUGGACCUUCACCCAGCUGGACGAGAUCUGUAAUGCAGUAGCUCACUGGGCGAGAGGUCAAGGAUGGGUGUCUGGGGAUGUGGUGGCCCUCUUCUUGGAAAGCAGGCCAUUACAUGUGGCGCUGUGGCUCGGCUUGGCCAAAGUUGGGGUAGAAGCUGCGCUUAUUAACUUCAGCCUCCGCUGUGAUCCUCUUCUGCACUGCAUUGGGGUAUCAGGGUCACAGGCAAUAGUGUUCGGAGCUGAGCUGGCUGAUGCCAUGUUGGAGAUCAAUUCAUCCAUCAGCCAGUCCAUGGUACGCUUUUGUACAGGAGACCUCAGCGCAGAACGUCUGGCAGCUCUGGAUGCUCAACCUCUGGACCCACUUUUAGCCACUGCACCGAGACGUCCACCCUCACCUUGUGUUCCCCGAAAAGCCAUGAAUGACCGCCUGUUUUAUAUUUACACAUCUGGAACCACAGGACUUCCCAAAGCUGCCAUUGUGGUCCACAGUCGCUACUACAGAAUUGCUGCCUUUGGGUACUUUGCCUUUCGCAUGCAUCCUGAUGAUGUUAUCUAUGACUGCCUGCCCCUGUAUCACUUGGCAGGUAACAUUAUUGGAGUUGGUCAGUGUCUUAUCCAUGGUCUCACUGUGGUAGUGAAAAGGAAAUUCUCUGCCAGCCGCUUCUGGGAAGACUGCAUUAAGUACAACUGCACUGUGGUACAGUAUAUUGGGGAAAUCUGCCGGUACCUCCUGUCUCAGCCGGUCCGACCAUCUGAGAAGGACCACAAAGUUCGCUUGGCAGUGGGGAAUGGAUUGCGCCCUAGUGUGUGGGAAGCCUUCACAGAGCGAUUUAGGGUUGGGCAGAUUGGGGAGUUUUAUGGAGCAACUGAGUGCAACUGCAGCAUUGCCAACAUGGAUGGCAAGGUGGGAGCCUGUGGAUUCAACAGUCGCAUUUUACCCUAUGUGUACCCCAUCCGAUUGGUGAAGGUAAAUGAGGACACCAUGGAACUUAUUCGGGACAGCCGUGGUCUCUGCAUGCCUUGCAGCCCUGGGGAACCAGGGCUUCUGGUAGGUCGUAUAAACCAAAAGGACCCAUUACGGCGCUUUGAUGGCUAUGCCAACCAGGAUGCUACCAAGAAGAAGAUUGUUCACAACGUCUUCAGGAAAAAUGAUUCUGCAUAUUUAUCAGGAGAUUUACUAGUGAUGGAUGAGCUGGGCUACAUGUACUUCCGUGACCGCAGUGGGGACACCUUCCGAUGGCGAGGGGAAAAUGUCUCUACGACUGAGGUGGAGGGCAUACUCAGCAACGUCCUGGAUCAAACUGAUGUGGCUGUGUAUGGUGCAGCAGUGCCAGGUGUGGAAGGUAAAGCAGGUAUGGCUGCCAUUGCAGAUGCUACAGGGAAGUUUGACUGCGACAGUUUCUUGCAGAAGAUUCAGCGAUUGCUUCCUACUUAUGCCCGCCCAGUGUUCCUGCGAAUCUCCCCACAGGUAGACACCACAGGUACAUUUAAAAUCCAAAAGACCAGGCUGCAGAAGGAGGGAUAUGACCCACGUCUCACAACUGACCAGAUGUACUUUUUGAAUGGUCGAGCAGGCCGUUAUGAGCGAGUGGACGAGGAGCUUUACAACGCCAUUGUCGAGGGGAGAAUGUCUCUAUGACGUGUGGCCGCAGCAGUGCAGUCCAUGUGCCCCGCUCAAACAUCUUAAUCAGGUGCUAGAGGGAAGCGCGUUGAGGUAUGCACAUAGCAAUGUCUGCAUCAUUCAGUUUUGGUGCAACACAGUUUUGGUUCUUCAGGAAACAGAGUUUGGAGGACUAUUUACAUAUAGUACUGUUACACUUGAGUUUAAACACUGUAUAAGUAACACACUAGGACAUAAUGUGAAUGCAUUUGCUCAUUAACAGCUUUUUAAUUAUGAAGUGAACAUUUCAAAGCGCUUUCGAGCAUCAUCAUACAUAGUGAAUUUCUUCCGCAGCUAAUUUGAUUGUAGAUACAUGUUACAUUAAUUAAGUUAGAAUAUAGCUUCUAGUAUUAAGUCAAACUUUGUUAUAGGGUAUUUACCCAUCCAUGAAAUGCUAAAUGCUGCUAGGUUUUACUGUGUAGGUUUAACUAUUACUAUUGUAUUACUAUUGCUUGUUUUAAUGAGGUUGAAAUACCUAAUAUGAACAUUCAGUAUGAAUGCCUAUAAGUUCAAAACCAUAAUAACCUUAACAAAACCUUAAAAUCUAUAGCGAUGUAAAUGCAAUUAAUAACUUAAAUCUGCUUUUUUAGGGUUGAACCUCUAAACAACACAUAUUUUUAUAGGAUGUGCCUUUUAUUAAACAUCAGAUCUAUUUCAUAUUUUAUGCUUUUAAUGAAAAGAAUUUCAAAUACACUGUGGUUGUCAGCAGAGAAGCUAAGUUGCACAUUUUGACUGUUUUUAUGUAACAAAUCUUUUCAGUGUGAUAUUAUAUAGGUGUAAAUCUCUUUGUUUUGUGGUAACUCUAAUAAACUAUUUAAAAUGUG
Molecule: messenger RNA, 3276 nt
Organism: Girardinichthys multiradiatus
Lineage: Eukaryota; Metazoa; Chordata; Actinopteri; Cyprinodontiformes; Goodeidae
Product: long-chain fatty acid transport protein 1-like
Exons: 13
Coding region: 485-2431 (648 amino acids)
Biological process (GO): negative regulation of phospholipid biosynthetic process; positive regulation of heat generation; long-chain fatty acid import into cell
Cellular component (GO): plasma membrane; mitochondrial inner membrane
Molecular function (GO): fatty acid transmembrane transporter activity; long-chain fatty acid transmembrane transporter activity; long-chain fatty acid-CoA ligase activity
Source: RefSeq, a predicted model, not a curated record